UCAACCGCCUCUGCAUUUCUAUACCGCGCUUUCUUCUUGCUUUAUUCUUCACCUCAGCUACACUAACCUAUGAGCUGAACUCAGCUUACGCCGCCGUGUACAACACGCGCCACCUCUUCCCGCCGUAGCUCGUGACGGCGGGUUUACUGUCGGCCCCAGAUCAUGUACCCGUCGUCGCUCUCAGCUCGCUUCACUUUCCUCGCCCUGCUCUCCGCCUCAACCCUGUACUUCCUCUAUAAGUCCCGCCGCCUCAAAACCCUAAACCUCCUCCUCUCCCAGAAGCCGAAGCCUAGCCGUGGGAAGCUCCUCUACGUCUCCCAGACCGGCACCUCCAAGACCCUUGCCAGCCGCCUCGGUUCCCUCCUUGCCUCCUGCGGCCUCCAUUUGGACCUUCUUGACGUCAGGAACUACGAGCCCGAGGACCUCUCGAAGGAAACUCUAGUACUGGUCAUCGCCUCCACUUGGGAGGAAGGAAAGCCUCCUGAGAAUGCUGUUUUUUUCACCAACUGGCUCGCGGAGAGCGCAGCCGACUUCAGGGUCGGGUCUCUGCUUCUCUCGCAGUGCCAAUUCGCAGUUUUUGGCGUUGGGAGCAGCGCGUAUGGUGCCACGUUCAAUGCGGUGGCCAAGGAUUUCUCGAGGAAAUUUAAGGCUCUGGGUGCAAGGGAGUUGAUCCCCGUAACACUAGGGGACAUUGACAGGGGUGAAUUGGAUGGCGUGUUCGAGAUUUGGAGCAAGAGGGUGGUCGAGAAACUGAAGGGCAGUGGUAACUUGUCCGAAAAUGGUGGGUUUUUGAACGGUGGGGUUAUUGACAGCGAUGCGGAGAGCAGCGCUGAUGGUUUUGACAGUGACGAGGAAGAUGGCGAGAACAAUGGCGGGGCGGAGCAGGUUGUUGAUCUCGAAGAUAUUGCGGGUAAAUGGUCUUCAAGGAAAUCGGGUUCGGUGGUUGCUGAAAGCAAUGGGCAGGUAAAUGGGAAGAGAGAUAUGGUUACUCCAGUCAUUAGGGCCAGCUUGGAGAAGCAGGGAUAUAAAAUUAUUGGUUCACACAGCGGUGUUAAGAUCUGUCGAUGGACCAAAUCACAGCUCAGAGGCAGAGGAGGUUGCUAUAAGCAUUCGUUUUACGGCAUUGAGAGUCACCGGUGCAUGGAGACCACGCCUAGUUUAGCGUGUGCCAACAAGUGUGUUUUCUGCUGGAGGCAUCACACAAAUCCUGUUGGAAAGAGCUGGCAGUGGAGAAUGGAUGAUCCUUUGGAAAUUGUAGAUACAGCCAUAGAACUUCACACAAAAAUGAUUAAACAAAUGAAAGGAGUCCCUGGUGUCACGCAAGAACGAUUAUCAGAAGGUCUGUCCCCAAGGCAUUGUGCUCUGUCCCUAGUUGGCGAACCUAUAAUGUAUCCUGAGAUUAACGCUCUAGUGGAUGAGCUGCACCGAAGAAGCAUUUCCACUUUUCUCGUGACGAAUGCUCAGUUUCCUGAAAAGAUCAAACUGCUGAAUCCUGUAACCCAGUUAUAUGUGAGUGUGGAUGCUGCAACGAAAGAAAGUUUGAAGGCAAUCGACCGGCCACUGUUUGGGGACUUCUGGGAGCGGUUUAUUGACUCCUUGCAAUCGCUGAAGGAGAAACAGCAGCGAACUGUUUAUCGGUUGACACUGGUCAAAGGGUGGAACACGGAAGACAUCGAUGCAUACUACAGCCUCUUCAGUAUUGGAAAGCCUGAUUUUGUUGAAAUCAAAGGCGUGACCUACUGUGGAUCGUCUGCUACGUCUAAGUUGACUAUGGAGAAUGUUCCAUGGCAUGCUGAUGUCAAAGCUUUCUCCGAGGCUUUGGCUUUGAAAAGCGAGGGCGAAUACGAGGUUGCCUGUGAGCACAUACACUCUUGCUGUGUCCUUUUGGCGAAAGCCGAUAAAUUCAAAGUCAACGGCCAAUGGCACACGUGGAUUGACUACGAGAAAUUCCAUGACCUGGUGGCUUCAGGAGAGACAUUCGACAGCAAGGAUUACAUGGCCGUUACACCUGCAUGGGCCGUUUACGGGGCCGAAGAAGGUGGGUUCGACCCUGAUCAGUCCCGCUAUAGAAAGGAGCGGCAUCAUAGAUCAAACCGAUAAUGUUACCUGGCUUAGAGAUCUCACUGCUCUUGAAACUUUCAGGAAUUUCCUGCGCUUUUGGGUUCAGUUGGGAUGGUUUCCGAAAGUUUUUGUCUCAAUAUCUUUUUUGUUCUUUAAGCUUCUCUUGUAGUUGGAUCCAAUUAAAGAUUACUCCCCAUGUAAUUUUUGACAGAAAGUAAAUAUAGAAAUGGGCCUUUUGGCCAUUUCACUGCGUU
Punica granatum (pomegranate) is the source of this 2315-nucleotide messenger RNA. NCBI's taxonomy places the organism in Eukaryota, Viridiplantae, Streptophyta, Magnoliopsida, Myrtales, Lythraceae. The record is from RefSeq and is a predicted model, not a curated record.